GAGUCCCUGAGCACCCUUAUUGCCAGGAUUGAGGAGGGCAUGGCCAAGAUCCAAAGAUUGUGCCCUCAGGACUCUAGUAAGCCCUACAGUCUUUCCACCCUUGAUGCUGAGCUGGUGUCUAUGGCCAUGAUCCAUGCUUUUGGCGAAGACUAUGCCCAAUUUGCAUCUAGCCUGAUCCUCCUCAAGUCCUUGGACAAGAAGGAACUCAAGGCCGCCUUCCUUACUGAGGAAACCCAGCACUGUCGACAUGCUGAU
Molecule: messenger RNA, 255 nt
Organism: Suillus discolor
Lineage: Eukaryota; Fungi; Basidiomycota; Agaricomycetes; Boletales; Suillaceae
Exons: 1
Source: RefSeq, a predicted model, not a curated record